Myotis daubentonii (Daubenton's bat) is the source of this 4170-nucleotide messenger RNA. RefSeq names its product SERTA domain containing 4 (gene SERTAD4). NCBI's taxonomy places the organism in Eukaryota, Metazoa, Chordata, Mammalia, Chiroptera, Vespertilionidae. The record is from RefSeq and is a predicted model, not a curated record. Gene Ontology annotation, cellular component: nucleus.
CUCUCUAGUGAGGUUGAGAUGGAAUUGAGGGUCCCCAAGAGAAGCCUGUGUGAAGAAUGGAGCCAUUGCUGCCAAGAGCUUCUGUGUUUGUCAGAAGGACGUUGUCACUUUAAUGAAGCUAUUUUUCCCUGCCCCUGGUGUCUUUUACCUGGAAGUGGCCCCUUGUUAUAACAUGUAGGUAAUAAUAGUCUCCCACGAGACAAUGGGAGUCACCCUUUCCCCAAAACAUUCAAAGCUGUAUAAUUUGGAGAAGAAAGCAAGAACUAGACCCUUCAUGCGUAUGUGCAAGACAGUCAAACUGCAGAAAGCAGGCCUGACAUCACUCUUGGUGACAGUUCUUUAAACUGCAAAGUGAGGGUGAAGGUUUGGCUCUCCUAAAGGACCUGGCACUGAGUGAGGCACCGAGGCUGCUCUUCUGUCACCACUGAUCUGUGGCCCUGAGUCCUUUUACUUUAGUAUCAGACCCUCUUCUCCCUUGAACUCACUCUUGACCCCACCUUGAGGCCUACUUAGGACCAAGGGAAGGCACUGAGCCCCCAUGGACAUGGCCCACCACCCCCCAAACCUGAGUUAUGGAGGGGCCCAGCUCGCUUCACAGAGCAAGAAGGCUCCCUGUCUCCCUGGAGGCCCUGGGGAAGGACAUGAACUGGAGAGAAGGGCAUGAGUGUGGUGUGUUGCCUCUUGGAAAGUUCCUGCCUUGUGUCUGGGCUUUGCCGUGUAAAGAGUUGUCGGCUGCCUCUGGCCCCAAAGCCCUGGCUCCUGUUUAAUAUUCUGCCUGCUCCGUUGAUGUUGUGCUUGGCUCCUGUGGGACUGCAACUCACGGCUUGAAACUGGAGCCAAUUUUCUGUCUUCAUCUCUCAGUGUUUUGACUGGAGGCAGAUCCAGUUCAGGCCGAUCAGGGCUGGUGGAAACAACUACCAAGUGUGUCUCUGUCUGCUUCGCUUUGGGAGAAGAAAGCGGAGGGAACCCCAGCGCGUUGUAGAGGAACUGGCCCUGCGGAAACGCGAGGAGGAGGGGGCAGCGGGACAGAGGAGCCUGAGAGCAUCAAUCUGAGGCUGUCAGCGAUGACUCUGGUUCUGUCCAUGAAUAGAUUCUGCGAGCCCAUUGUCUCGGAAGGAGCUGCUGAAAUUGCAGGGUACCAGACACUAUGGGAGGCUGACAGCUACGGAGGCCCGAGCCCCCCAGGGCCAGCACAGGCUCCUCUGCAGGGAGACCGGGGAGCCGGCCCCCCGCUGGCAGGAUCACAUUACAGGGGAAUUUCACAUCCUAUAACAACAUCCAAGAUCACAUACUUUAAGAGGAAGUAUGUGGAAGAAGAGGAUUUUCACCCACCACUCAGCAGCUGUAGCCAUAAAACCAUCUCCAUUUUUGAGGAGCGAGCCCACAUCCUUUACAUGUCCUUAGAGAAGCUAAAGUUUAUCGACGAUCCUGAAGUGUACCUCCGAAGAUCAGUCCUGAUAAACAAUUUGAUGAAAAGGAUCCAUGGAGAAAUUAUCAUGCAGAAUAACUGGUGCUUCCCUGCCUGCUCGUUCAAUGGCGCCCCCGCCCAGGAGUGGUUCGUGGCUCAGGACUGCCCUUACCGGAAACGACCGCGGAUGGCCAAAGAGGAGUGUGAAAAGAUUCAUGCCUGCUGCUUUUACCAAGAUUGUGGUGGUCACUACUUAAAUUUACCCCUUUCUGUCAAUGCUAAUGUUGGAAGUGCCUCCACCACUGCCUCCUCCUCUUCUUCCUCCUCCUCCUCCUCCUCCUCCUCCUCCUCCUCCUCCUCCUCCUCCUCCUUCUCCUCCUCCUCUUCCUCCUCCUCUUCCUCUUCCCCUCUGCCUUUACCAAGUUGUUCCCACCAGGUGGAUUUUGAUGUAGGCGGUGCACCAAUUUACAAGGGCGAUGGCCAUAUACCUGCCAGCGAAAUCUUUGUUACUAAUGUCAGGUCGCUUGGUGUUCAGGAAAAGGCCAAAUUACAUGAGGAGAAAUCAAACGAUGACACUGACAGGGCUGGUGGCCCCCUAAGCCAUGAACCUGUGGGAAAUGACCUCGCUUUUGAGUGCAAAGGCCAAUUUUAUGAUUAUUUUGAGACUGGCUCUAAUGAAAAACACAGUGUCAGUGAGUCCUGGAAAAAGUCCUUGAGGAGAAAGGAGCCUUCACCGGGCAACAAACUGUGCUGCAGCAAAAGGAAGUGAAACAUGAGCCAUCUUCCCACCGCAACUCCGACGCAUGCUCAGCAUGAUCAAUUAGCGCGCCUACAUUUUAUUCUGAAUGGAUUUUUCUAGUUUUGUACAACUGAUACGAUUAUGCCAUGAACAUGCCGUGUCGUUUUAAUGCCUGGAGAGCAGAUUGCGUAAAACAUCUGUAUAGUAGGCAUCAGUGAGCUACUUAGAAGUGUGGUAAUUUUUCCAAGAAAACAGUUGACUUCAUGCUUAAAAGUCUACCUUAGUUUUCUUACAGAAAAGACCAGUAGAUUAGACCGGGGGGGACAGUGCGCCCUUGUGACAUGUCCAUUAUCCCCAAGGAGCCUGUCACUAGCUAAGAAACUUCAACGUUUGCCAAUGAAUUAGGUAGGUAUUUGGUAAACAAAUCAAUAUAACCAGCAAAAGAGGUCUGCUUCAUCUAUAGCAGUGGUUCUCAACCUUGGCUGCACAUUAGAAUCACCCGGGAAUCUUUUUAAAAUCCUGAUCUCUGGGCCUCAUCCUCCGGAAAUUCUGUUUCUUUGUUAUGGGGUGAGGCCACAUUAGUAACAAAGAAACAGAAUUUCCAGAGGGUGAGGCCCAGAAAUCAGGAUUUUAAAAAGAUUCCCAGGUGAUUCUAAUGUGCAGCCAAGGUUGAGAACCACUGGUCUAUAGGCUACAGUAUUUUUUUCUGAAUGAAAGACUGAAGACAGGGAGCUAGGUGAAAUGGCUUCAUGGUACUGUUAAGUAUUUGUAUUUAACAGUCUUGUGUGACAGAUGAAAAUAGGACGUAACGUAAAGGAGACACACCUGUCUAGGGGCGGCAAUCAGCACUAUGUGUGGAGGGGGCUCCCUGCAAGUUCCCGCUUGCCUGCGAUGGGUGAUGAGGCUUUUAGGGAAGUGGUAUACAGGGCGAUUUUCGGUGCCUUACUUUAUCUUAAUUUUUGCCAAUGUGAAAAUUAAGGAUGAAUCAGAGUUACAGCAGGGAUUUAACAAACAGGAAAAAGACACACAGGGUGGAUUGAUAUUGUUUGGAAACCGUUACCUUCGAGCUAUUGCGUUCAACUUUUGAUUCGACAUCUCUAUUGUUCCUUUAUUUUUGAUGCCCAGUUGUUUCUGAAUUUGGCAUUUUUUUGAAAGGAUGGAGGAAACAAUAGAGAGAGCUGUUGGGAACCAGCGCUAGCUGCUUGGGCUUUUCUAUGGCAACCGUCUGUUGCUGGGGUUGGGUUUUUUGGGUUUGGGAUCGUUUGGUUUGGUUUGGUUUUCUUGUCCAAUGAAGUUCAUGAACCAGUGGCAUGCAUUAUAUUUUAAACUGUUUUGCAUCAUUUCACUCGUUUAGAUUAUAAAAGCAUGUGGUUUUUUAUAUAUAACUUUCGCUGUUGAUUAAGAAGCACAAUGUUAAUAAAUGAUGUGGUGAUCAAUAAGGUUUUAUCUUAAAGAAUGUAAAGAUUUUAGGUUUGGGAAAGUUAUUUUGGAGAAAUGGGACUCAGCCGGCAAUAGCUACAGUCUACGUAUUUGGUCAACGUUUUUCUCAAUCAUUUCUUUAAUCUGUACAUUUGUAAGAGGGUUCAGAGUGCCCCUCUGACCCUCCUUCCCUCUGCUCCAGCCAGUUCCUCCUGCUUAACUGUGUUCCAAUUUCAAGGUCACUAUUUGAUUGGGCCUCCUUAAACAGGACUGCACGAACCAAAUGCCAAACGGAGGAAAUAAGUAAGUCCUCCCAGUUUCUCCAAGAUAAAGCUUUUUUUAUUAUUGCUAUUAAUAUUAAAUAUAGGUCUCAUUCAUACAGUGUAUGAGUAGGAUCAUUAUUUGGACAAUGUCCACAAGGACCAAUUUUUCAAACAUGUUCUUGUGUUAUGGCUAAAUAGUCUAGUAAAGUUUGUCCUUUAUUUUCAAUAUUUGAUAAACAUUUGAUGUUGAAAACUUAGAUGAUAGACGCUUGUAUAUGAAUGUGUUGUUGUAAUAAAGUGAGGUUUUCUUGAUAUAUAUUUAUUAAAAUGAUCAAAAUUCA